Parascedosporium putredinis is the source of this 369-nucleotide messenger RNA. The record is from the annotation of a GenBank genome assembly. Lineage: Eukaryota; Fungi; Ascomycota; Sordariomycetes; Microascales; Microascaceae.
AUGUCGAGGAAUCCUGGUCCGCGCAGCCGUAGCAACACAACGCGUGGUGUGCGGCCGGAGCCCCAAGGUGGAGUUCCGCUUCACCUAGGUGCUAACGGGCAUAACGGGCACAACGGUCAGCAGCAGCAGCAGCAGCAGCACCAGAAUGCCAGCAACGGCGCCGCUGCGGCGGCUGCGGCGGCGGCGGCGGAGGCAGCGCAGAACCCCAACGCCAAGAAGAUUCGCAGCUUGCAGAAGAAGAUCCGGGCGAUUGAGGAUCUUGAGAUGAGGCUCGCAAGGAGCGAGAAGCUUGAGGAUACGCAGAUGAAGAAGAUUGCCACCAAGCAGGCCGUUCUGGCCGAGCUGUCGUCGCUUGAGACCUCGCAGUAA